Messenger RNA from Diachasma alloeum, 2236 nucleotides. It is a transcript of the gene Larp7, whose product is annotated as la-related protein 7. Gene Ontology annotation, cellular component: nucleus. The transcript is spliced from 3 exons. The record is from RefSeq and is a predicted model, not a curated record. Bases 98 to 1621 code for a protein of 507 amino acids. Gene Ontology annotation, molecular function: mRNA binding. Gene Ontology annotation, biological process: RNA processing. Lineage: Eukaryota; Metazoa; Arthropoda; Insecta; Hymenoptera; Braconidae.
CCGCAUCUACCACUUGGGAUCCAUUGAAAACAACAACCGACAACCGACUUCAACCGGUCUACAUCAACAAAUAAAAUCAAUCAAUAACCCUUUGAGAAUGGUAACAGAGGACCAGGAAGACGCCUCAGGGCUGGAGUCGGAGUCGAUCCCAGUCCCCCGAGUCCACGACCCAGCCCCAGCAGAGGUUCCUGCGGCGGAAGGCACCCGCUCCAAGCCUCGCCACCGAAAGAAAGCCCUGCACUCAGCAAUCCUCAAGCAGAUGGAAUUCUACUUUGGCGAUGCAAACUUGAGCAAAGACAGAUUCCUCAGCAAUCUCAUUCAGACAGACCCCUGGGUCGACCUGAAAGUCUUCCUCCAGUUCAACAAGAUCAGGGCGCUCACCCAGGACACAACAAGAAUAUCAAAAGCCCUGAAGACCUCAACUCUCCUAGAAAUCUCCGAGGACGGUGAGAAGGUUCGUCGAGUGACUCCAGUCACCCCCAGAACCGACUGCGAAGCCUGUUCUGUCUACGUUCAGGGCCUGCCUCCAGACGCCAAUCACGACUGGCUGAUUAACAUCUUCUCUCGAUACGGUCCAAUAGCCUACGUCUCGGUCCCCAAGUACAAGACGAAUAAAAAAAUCAAGGGAUUUGCAUUCGUAGAGUUCGAAGCAGUGGAAGGGGCCCAGGAGUGUCUGAAAGCCUUCGAGGAUAAAGCCUGCACACUUCCCCCUCACACAUCCCCCCAGGAGCUCCUGAGCAUAACGACAUUCUCCGAGGACGAUCCACCGAGUGGAAUCGACAACGCGACUCUAGGGUCCAAGCCGAUCCCCCAGGACGUCCAGUCUUCGAAGAGAAAACUCGAAAACCCAGAGUACGACUCUCCGUCGAAGCCAAAGCGAGUGAAGAACGAUAAAGAGGAUAAGAGUGAGGAUGUCGAGGAGAACAGGAAGGGAGAGGACCUCGAGGAGAUGGAGAAUGAAGAGGAGAAUGAAGCCGACGGGACGAAGAAGAAGAAAAGGAAGAGGAAACGCAGGGCCAGGGCUGAGCAGCCUGACGUCGUUGACUUUGGUUUAAGAAUAAUGGCGAAGAAGGACUGGAAGAAGCUGAGGAACAAGUACCUCGAGCUCCAGAGGGAGAAGAUGAAGCAGCUGAAGCAGCACCUGAGGAAGACUCGGUGGACCCACCCCUCGUCCUACGACAGGAAGGAGAAGAUGGAAGUCGAGGAGGGAAAUGCUGAGGAGAGUCUGAGGACUGUCCCCUCCGGCCCCAAAUUCACGUUCUCAGAGGGGCUCAUCGUGAAGAUCGAGCUGGACGAGCCUUGCACUAAUCCCAAGGGCUUCAAACUUGGGUUCAGGAACGAGCCAAGUGUCAAGUAUAUUGAUGUCAGGGAGAGCUCCAAUGUCGCUUACGUCAGGUGCAGCGAUCAGGAGGGGGCGAAAAACUUCGUGGAGAAGCACACUGAGGACAGAGCCCUGAGCAUCCUCAGUGGGGAGGAGGAGAAGAGGUACUGGGAGAAGAUGGCGAGCGAUAGGGAGGAGAAACUGGGGAGGAAGGAUCGAACCAAACAACGGGGGAGGGAUAAGCUCCUGAAGAAGGCGGAGAAGGAACUGGGGAAGCAUAUUAAGUUUGAUGAGGUCUAAGUCCAGGUUCGUUGAUUGGAAAUUAGCAAUUCGGGAAUUGGAAAUUGCUCAUUCAAUUUUUAAGAGAUAAUUACAGAUACUAACUUUUUUUCAGAAAUAUAUUUGGAAUUUAAAAUUAAGUGAGUGGAGUAAUUACGGACACUUAACUUUUUUUUUAGAAAUAUAUUUGAAAUUCAUAACUAAAUUCAUGAAGUUAGAUUAGUCUAGCGUCUUUAUAAAGUGAGAAAAGAAUUUUUUUCAUGGAAAAAAAUUAUUGCGAAUUGUUUUUCAUGAAAUAAUAAUUGGGAAUAACAACUAUUUCAUCAACAAUUCCAUCACUAAUGAAUUAGCAUGCAAAUAAGAAACAAAAUUGUGCCCUUUGCCGAAUACAAUAUUCUCUCAUGAUUCCCAAUGACAAAAUAAUCAUUCCCCUGUGAUUUUAAAGAAAGAAUCAAAAUAAUACAGUUGAAAUUAACAUUUAUGCAUUCGAAGAAAUAUUUAAACAACAUUUUCGUUAUACAGGAUGCAUGUGGUGGUAAUAAUUAAGUCUUUCAGUAAUAAAAAAGAGAGAAUAUUUUAUUUCACGUUUUCUGCUAACUUCUGUGGAAUAUAAUUUUCACCAUCUGCCUCGUCCCC